UUUGGCGCCGGCCGCUACCAAAUCUACGCCAAAGAUCACAGAGAAAAGAGAAGAAUUCCACACUGAAGAAUAAUAAAGCAUGGCAGAUCCUAGUGCCAUUGUACCAUACAUUGACCCGUACGAUCGCCCAUUGACCGACAACAUCAAUUUCGAUUUCAUGAACGACUCCACCCCCACUCUUGCCGAUUUAUCAUCGUUUGCUCUACCAACAUCUCCCGAUUUUGCGGCAGUUGAGCAUUUACUCGACGUUGACCCCUCUGAGGAUCCGGCUGCGGGGGAUAUGCGCGAUGACUCUAAUAAUAGUGGAGCGGGGAACAAGUCUCAGGCGGCGGGCCCCUCGGCGAGUGCCAAUGAUGGAAAUGCGAGGCCGCUUUUCGCUUGGCCUGUGGCACCAAUCCCAUUUAAUUGUAGCUGUUGCCAUGUGCUCAGAGAAAUCAUUUACUGUAAUGGGACCAAUACCAAGAAACUUGAGAUACAUGGAAGACUCGGUAUGAUCUGUCAUGCUGUUCUUGAGGAUCUGCAAAAUGUUAAUCGGAAUUCUUCGAGCAAUCAGUAUCAGAUGUUUGAUUUUUGUAAGAAAAGCAUAGAGGACGUCAAGCAGUUUUUAAUGAAGUACUGUUUGGAGCAAAAUAUAGCGGGCUAUGUUAUGGUGCCAGAUCCGUUAGCGACUUAUUAUGAAGCCCUCUGUGUUGGACUAGAAUGGGACGAUGAUGAUGUUCUUCUUGAUGACUUGAAUUUUCAACCAUCCCCUACGAAUUCAGGAGGAGCACGUCCAAUGAAUGAACCAGAGGCCACAAGGCCGACACAUAAGGUUUCCCUUGCAGCACAGAGGGAAAGAGCGGGAAAGUUAACGCUAAACGAGUUGGGCCGUUACUUCAAUCUUCCUAUAGAGGAAGCGGCCAGGAGAUUGAAUCUGUGCCCAACUGUUCUGAAGAAGAUAUGCCGGAGAGAUGGAAUGAAUCGAUGGCCUCACAGAAAGGUUAAAAGCCUGCAGAAGCAAAUAUCAAGUCUGAGAGCAAGUUUAGAGUCAAAUAUCAAUGCAGAGGCAAGAGCAAAUGCUCGAGCUGAAAUUGACAGACUUGAGCAAGAACUAACCAACGUUUGUCGUGGGGUUACAUUACGAUGAUCACGUGAAGAAUAUUGUACUUUUGUGCUUAGAUCUUGGAAAUUAGAGUUCUCCAAUUUUUGCAUCUAUGAG
Messenger RNA from Juglans regia (Persian walnut), 1198 nucleotides. RefSeq lists its product as uncharacterized. The coding region runs from base 80 to 1126 and encodes 348 amino acids. Gene Ontology annotation, molecular function: DNA-binding transcription factor activity. The record is from RefSeq and is a predicted model, not a curated record. NCBI's taxonomy places the organism in Eukaryota, Viridiplantae, Streptophyta, Magnoliopsida, Fagales, Juglandaceae. The transcript has 6 exons.